Colletotrichum godetiae is the source of this 1377-nucleotide messenger RNA. RefSeq names its product peroxisomal membrane anchor protein conserved region-domain-containing protein. Gene Ontology annotation, molecular function: signaling receptor binding. The transcript is spliced from 3 exons. Gene Ontology annotation, cellular component: peroxisomal importomer complex; peroxisomal membrane. Bases 228 to 1286 code for a protein of 352 amino acids. Lineage: Eukaryota; Fungi; Ascomycota; Sordariomycetes; Glomerellales; Glomerellaceae. Gene Ontology annotation, biological process: protein import into peroxisome matrix, docking. The record is from RefSeq and is a predicted model, not a curated record.
GCCUCGGCUCAGGAUCCGGCCACCCAUUAUUGCACCUAAUCAAGGUCGCGAAGGAAACCUCCGUCAUUCCUUCCACCUGCACAUGCCUUUUACCUUCGCCUCUACUGCCGCAAAGCGUGGUCAUCACUGAAGGAGAUCGCGGCGAGGCUGACAAGGUGACACAUUGAAGAUGGCGAUACGAGAGGAUAUCGUCGCCUCAGCGACGCAGUGUUAGUACCGACGAACCGAUGUAUCGCGCGCGACCUUAUACUGACCGAAUUGUAGUUCUGCAAGACCCGAGUGUUGCAAGCUCAUCCAUCGAGAGCCGCAUGUCGUUCCUACGGACUAAGAACCUAACCCAAGAGGAAAUCGAUGCCGCUCUGUCAAGAGUCGGCGUCCAGGCUGCACCGGGUCCGAUGCCGGUCGCUCAGCAGCAGCAACAACAGCAGCAGCCGCAACAAUACUACCAGCCAUCAUACCCUCCUCAGUACCAGGCAUGGCAACCUCCACCGCCGCCCCCUAAGAGAGACUGGAGGGACUGGUUCAUCAUGGCAACAGUCGUUGGUGGUUUCAGCUACGGCGCAUAUACUCUGGCCAAGCGAUACGUGGUUCCCCUGAUUGCGCCGCCGACACCCGAAAAGCUCGAGCAGGACAAGAAGUCGAUCGAAGAGCAGUUCGACAAGGCCUUUGGGCUUGUAGAGCAGCUGGCCAAGGACACGGAAGAACUCAAGGCUACGGAGCAAAAGCGGACCGAAAAGCUGGACACAGCUCUGGAAGACAUUGAAAAGAUCAUGACGGAGCUGAGGAACGCCAACCAGCGACGAGAACUCGAGACACAGCGCGUCAAGGACGAUGUGCAGAUCCUCAAGGAUUCCAUCCCCAAGGCUAUGAACACCCAGAAGGAUCUUACCGAUUCGAGACUGAAGGAGGUCAACACCGAACUCACUAGCCUCAAGACCCUGAUAACACAACGCAUGACUGCCGCGUCAUCAUCGACGCCGGCCAACGGUCUGCGAACUGGUGCGACCGCUACGCCCGCUUCUCCUGUCCUGAACCGCACCGGUACCACGGGCAACGAUACUUCCGCGAGCAGCACCGAGGCCGCUGCCGGCACCGACGCCAGCAAGCCUGCUAGCACGCCGACCUUCAACCGCCCUUCGCCGUUCAGCGGUGCCACGGGCGCAAAGGCCUCUAUCCCGGCCUGGCAGAUGGCCAUGGCCAACAAGGACUCUGCGGCCUCACCAGCAGCGACGAACGGAACCGCGUCCGACAGCAGCUCGCAGCAGCAGGCAUCCGCUUCUUCGUAAAUGGGCUAAAAAGGGAACACAAUGUACAGUAUGCAUCUAUGAUUUCAUUGCGUCAUGAACAGGAGAGCGACGGGUGUAAUUGCGCGUGUGG